Molecule: messenger RNA, 1890 nt
Organism: Cyprinodon variegatus (sheepshead minnow)
Lineage: Eukaryota; Metazoa; Chordata; Actinopteri; Cyprinodontiformes; Cyprinodontidae
Gene: ttc8
Product: tetratricopeptide repeat domain 8
Exons: 14
Coding region: 92-1609 (505 amino acids)
Biological process (GO): non-motile cilium assembly
Cellular component (GO): BBSome; non-motile cilium; ciliary basal body
Molecular function (GO): protein binding
Source: RefSeq, a predicted model, not a curated record
CUGUUGCUAAGUAACCAAAAAAGCUUUAGCCUCGUCAGCUUCUUAUUUUCUUAUAGCAGCAGGUUAGCAGAGCUUACAGCCUGACACAGCGAUGGAGGUGACGAUGGACCCUUUGUUUCUUGCAUGGAGCUACUUCAGGAGGCGGAAGCUUCAACAGUGUUCGGAUAUUUGUAGUAAAAUAUUGCAAGACAGUCCCUACGAUCAGGCUGCAUGGAGCUUGAAAACUAGAGCCCUCACAGAGAUGGUGUACAUUGAUGAAGUUGAUGUUGAUGAGGAGGGAAUUGCCGAGAUGAUACUGGAUGAGAGCUCGAUUGCACAAGUUGCACGACCUGGAACAUCACUGAGACUCCCUGGAACAAGUCAGGGUGGUGGUCCCACUCCAGCAGUCAGGCCGAUGACACAAUCGGGGCGUCCUAUCACAGGGUUUGUGAGACCCAGCACACAGUCAGGGCGACCUGGAACCAUGGAGCAGGCAAUCAAAACACCGCGCACAGCAAGCACCGCUCGUCCUGUCACUAGUGCUUCUGGUAGAUUCAUUCGUUUGGGAACUGCUUCAAUGCUAACCAAUCCAGAAGGACCCUUUAUAAAUCUGUCAAGAAUAAAUCUGUCCAAAUACUCCCAAAAACCCAGUUUAUCCCGGACUCUAUUUGAGUACAUCUUUCAUCAUGAAAACGAUGUAAAAAAUGCUUUAGAUUUGGCAGCUCUAGCCACUGAACAUGCGCAGUUCAAAGAUUGGUGGUGGAAGGUUCAACUGGGAAAAUGUUACUACAGACUUGGUUUAUACAGAGAAGCAGAAAAACAGUUUCGAUCAGCUCUCAACCACCAGGAGGUGGUAGAUACAUAUCUCUACCUCACAAAGGUUUAUCAGCGGAUGGAUCAACCUUUAACAUCUCUUAACCUUUUCAAGCAAGGUCUGGACCACUUCCCUGGUGAGGUUACGCUUCUCACAGGAAUCGCCCGCAUCCAUGAGGAGAUGAACAACAUUUCAUCAGCCACAGAGUACUACAAGGAGGUGUUGAAGCAGGACAACACACACGUUGAGGCGAUUGCCUGCAUAGGCAGCAAUCACUUCUAUACUGAUCAGCCUGAAAUCGCCCUGCGGUUCUACAGACGGCUUCUCCAAAUGGGAGUAUAUAACUGCCAGCUGUACAACAACCUGGGCCUCUGCUGUUUCUACGCACAACAGUAUGACAUGACCCUGUCCUCAUUUGAGAGGGCUUUAACUCUGGUGGCCAAUGAUGAAGAGUUGGCAGAUGUCUGGUACAACAUUGGACAUGUUGCUGUGGGCAUUGGGGAUUUGGUUCUGGCGUACCAGUGUUUCAAGCUCACCCUGGCUUUCAAUAAUGAUCACGCUGAGGCAUACAACAACCUAGCAGUACUGGAGCUUCGGAAAGGUCAUAUUGAGCAGUCCAAAGCCUUCCUGCAGACAGCUGCGUCGCUGGCCCCUCACAUGUAUGAACCAAACUACAAUCUCUCCAUUCUGUGUGAAAAGAUAGGAGAUCUUCAGAGCAGCUACACUGCGGCUCAGAAGUCUGAAGAUGCUUUUCCAGAGCACGCCGACACUCAGCAGCUCCUCAAGCAGCUUCGGCAGCACUUUGCAGCGCUGUGAGGUUCAAAGUCUAUCAGGCCUCCCACUAAAAGUUUAUGAAAAUAGUAAAAGACGAAGGGGUUAGUCAGACAGAAAACGGCAAAGAGGCAUUCAUUUUAUUUCUUAAUGUUUUAUACAAAUAAGAGUUGAAUUUAACAAAGAUUUUACACAAGUAGAAAUGUUGUUUUCUAUGACAGUGUGUAGCCUUUAACUUUUACUCUGUGUGUAGAAGGACUCAUAUGUUUAUUUUUAUGUAAAAUUCUGAAGAACUUUAAAAUUAAGUGCUAAGUUUCUAUAUUUUG